AGGCCUGAGGCUGAGGGCUAGUCAGCUAGCUUCCUCCCACUUUUAAUUCUUUGUCGCCCUCCGAAACCGCGUGGAGCCCUUCUCCUUUCUUCUUUAAUAGCAACACUAAAAAGCGAACCCAAGCCAAAUCCACACGGACGUGAAACUCGCGGCUCAAGUGCAGUGAAAUUCUGUUUUCAAAUCCGACCUGUCUUACCAGUUACCACUACUCUCUCCCUCCUCAGAGGAGUAAAGUUGCCACAGCCAUUCCCCCAAUCAAAACUAUUAAGCCGCUUAAGUAGAGACAGAGAGACAGAAACACAACAGAGUAUAGGAAGGACAGAAAGAAAGAGAGAGAGAGAGAGAGAGAGAGAGAGAGAGAGCCAAAAAGAUCAUCUUGGAACAUAUCUAAAAUUUUGCCUCCAAGAUCUUCACUUCUGUGGUUGACAUCCCGUCGCCGGAGACAGCAGCUUACGGCCUUUUGAUGGACUGACAACUGCUUGCAGGUGAGUUGGGUCUGGCUUAAGGUGUAGAAGAUGGCUAUAGCUGAUGAAAAAACUUCCAAGGAGGGCAAGGUUUGGAGCCUCUGUCGAAUGCCCUUUUGGCAAUCGGGAAAUGCUUCUUCUUCCUCGUCUUCUCAUAAUCUUCACCAGCAGAAUCAUCACCAGCAACAUGUCGAUGGUUCCCAUCCUCAUUCAUUGAACACGGUUUCAUCCGUGGCAAGAUCUUUGCUCCCAACUAGGCGUCGUCUCCGUCUCGAUCCGGCCAACAAGCUAUACUUCCCAUAUGAACCUGGUAAACAGGUCAGAAGCGCCAUUAGGAUUAAAAACACCAGCAAAUCUCACGUAGCUUUCAAGUUUCAAACAACUGCACCAAAGAGCUGUUUCAUGCGUCCUCCAGGGGGUAUACUAGCUCCUGGUGAAAGUCUUAUUGCAACUGUGUUCAAAUUUGUGGAGCAUCCAGAGAACAAUGAGAAACAAUUAGAUCAGAAGUGCAAGGUGAAGUUUAAGAUUGUGAGCCUAAAGGUGAAAGUUGGCAUGGAUUAUGUACCUGAGCUGUUUGAUGAGCAGAAGGACCAAGUUGCAGUGGAACAGAUUCUGCGGGUUGUAUUCUUAGAUGUGGAACAUCCCAGCCCUGCAAUGGAAAAAUUGAAGAGACAAUUGGCUGAGGCGGAGGCUGCACUUGAGGCACGCAAGAAACCUCCUGAAGAUACAGGCCCUCGAAUUGUUGGGGAAGGACUUGUGAUAGAUGAAUGGAAAGAGCGCAGAGAAAGAUACUUGGCCAGGCAGCAGGUUGAAGGGGUUGAUUCAGUGUAAAGUGCUAUUACUUGUUGUAAGACUUUCGUUACUUUUAGAUAUUUCUAUUGUACUGUCAAUGAGGAAUUUAUCAUUUUCCAUCCCCUGUUGUCUUUGGAUUUAUAGUGAAGGGGGGAUUUGUCAAGAGGUUAAGCUAGAAAACAAUAAUUUGUUUUUGUUGUGGUGAAAAUUGAGAUGAACUUUGGUGGAAUUUACUGUACUUGAUUCUGGGCAUAUGUCCUUGUAGAUAACGAGAUUUUGCUUAUUGAAAUAAAAUUGUUGUCUGGGAAGCAAUGCACCCAGGUCAUUGUUUUGAUUUCUCAGCAA
Nelumbo nucifera (sacred lotus) is the source of this 1601-nucleotide messenger RNA. Its product is annotated as vesicle-associated protein 4-1. Gene Ontology annotation, biological process: endoplasmic reticulum membrane organization. Gene Ontology annotation, cellular component: plasma membrane; endoplasmic reticulum membrane. NCBI's taxonomy places the organism in Eukaryota, Viridiplantae, Streptophyta, Magnoliopsida, Proteales, Nelumbonaceae. The record is from RefSeq and is a predicted model, not a curated record.